CGCGGCGGCGGCAGGGCGACGUGGCUCGGCCGGCUGCGGCUGCGCGGGCAGGUGGGGCAAGAUGGCCGCUGAGCAGGGUGUGCAGGGUGUCCGGCCCCCUCCCGGAACGGGGCUGGGCAGAAUGAUGCGGACCCUCCUGCUAUUGCUGUGUUUUGCGGCCCGCGGAAGCGCGCUCUACUUUCACAUCGGAGAGACGGAAAAGAAGUGCUUCAUUGAGGAGAUCCCAGACGAGACCAUGGUCAUAGGAAACUACCGGACGCAGCUGUAUGACAAACAGCGGGAGGAAUACCAGCCGGCCACCCCUGGGCUCGGCAUGUUCGUGGAGGUGAAGGACCCAGAGGACAAGGUCAUUCUGGCCCGGCAGUAUGGCUCUGAGGGCAGGUUCACUUUUACCUCCCAUACCCCUGGUGAGCACCAGAUCUGUCUGCACUCCAAUUCCACCAAGUUCUCCCUCUUUGCUGGAGGUAUGCUGAGAGUUCACCUGGACAUCCAGGUGGGUGAACAUGCCAACGACUAUGCAGAAAUUGCUGCCAAAGACAAGUUGAGUGAGUUGCAGCUACGAGUGCGACAGCUGGUGGAACAAGUGGAACAGAUCCAAAAAGAGCAGAACUACCAGCGGUGGCGAGAGGAGCGCUUCCGACAGACCAGUGAGAGCACCAACCAGCGGGUGUUGUGGUGGUCCAUUCUACAGACCCUGAUCCUCGUGGCCAUUGGUGUCUGGCAGAUGCGGCAUCUCAAGAGCUUCUUUGAAGCCAAGAAGCUGGUGUAGCCAUCCCAGGCCUCACAGGCCAUCCUCCCAGGCUAGGGGAGAAAGGACCUUCUGGAACUGACUUCUCUCUGGCAGGAGGACUGCUUCCCAGAUGUAGAUGUUCUGGAGGGGAGAGGGGCUACAGGUACCCCCAGGCACAAGCUAGGGGCAGCGGCUUGGCUGGCUGAUACUGAGUAGGUGGUAGGGCAAAUGCCUGCCCCCUCCCCUGCCUCUUUGCAGUAAUCACACAAGUGAAGCCACUGGGAGCUCCACUGGCACCUCAGAAUCACAGUGUUACUGAUCAGGGAUGUGAGGCUGCUGUCUGGGUGGAUGGGGGAGGGGGAUGGGUGGGCAAGCCAGUUUUCCUUCUGUCUUCCUUUGCUAACUUGGGAUUUUGAGGAGGUUGGGGUAUGGCUGUGAUUCCUUGCCACCCUGGGAACCUUGCUCUUCUCUCUUUUGGCCUAGACCUGCUGAUCCAGGGUGUGUGUGUCAAUUGAGGGUGGGGUGGAGCCGGUUGCAGUGUGGGAAAGUGGCCCUAUGGUUGACCCUGGCUGCUUCACAUGGUCAUCCAUUCUGGGGCUUGAGGAACUGGGGUCAGGCCAAGCAGAGGCCUUGAUGCUGGUUGGGGUUGGGGCCUGCAGAGUCUUAGUUACUGAUUUCAUUUUCAAUAAGUCUAGGUUUGUUACCUUGGUUUCCCAAUAAAAAAAAAAUUGA
Lemur catta (Ring-tailed lemur) is the source of this 1462-nucleotide messenger RNA. RefSeq names its product transmembrane p24 trafficking protein 9 (gene TMED9). Bases 62 to 769 code for a protein of 235 amino acids. NCBI's taxonomy places the organism in Eukaryota, Metazoa, Chordata, Mammalia, Primates, Lemuridae. The transcript has 5 exons. Gene Ontology annotation, biological process: Golgi organization; endoplasmic reticulum to Golgi vesicle-mediated transport; intracellular protein transport. Gene Ontology annotation, cellular component: COPII-coated ER to Golgi transport vesicle; endoplasmic reticulum-Golgi intermediate compartment; endoplasmic reticulum. The record is from RefSeq and is a predicted model, not a curated record.